This is a messenger RNA of Cucurbitaria berberidis CBS 394.84, 1875 nucleotides long. RefSeq names its product glycosyltransferase family 25 protein. The transcript is spliced from 3 exons. NCBI's taxonomy places the organism in Eukaryota, Fungi, Ascomycota, Dothideomycetes, Pleosporales, Cucurbitariaceae. The record is from RefSeq and is a predicted model, not a curated record. Bases 90 to 1532 code for a protein of 480 amino acids.
ACUUCUAACGACGUCUAUUCCGAAUCUUCUCACGCGUCCAUCAUGUCUUCUCUCUCUUGUCAUUCACGGCGUUGCUGUGCUACUUCACCAUGGCGCGCCGUAUAUCCAUCGAUACCAUGGGCCUGAUGUCCCCACGAAGCGGCGCGGCUUUUAGUACAGGGAAGAGAAGGAGACCUUGGUAUUACUCGAGGCCAAGGCUACUGACGACUUGUCUGUUCUUUGGUGUGCUGUGGAUGUGGUUCAACUUUGGGGGACAUGAGGUUCUGAUUCCAGAGGACUCGUUUGAAUACUUGAAGGAUGAGAGCUUGAGCGAUAUUCUGAAUACCACUCUUGGAUUCCAAAAAAUCCUCGUUCUCAAUCUCCCCUUCCGCACCGACCGUCGCGAUGCCAUGUCUCUUUCCGCAGCCGUCUCCAAUAUCAAGCUCGAGUUUGUGGAUGGCGUGACAGGAGAAAGCAUCAAGAAAAGCGCUUAUCCACCCCCAGAGGAAAACACCAAGCUAUUAUCAGGUAUUCGGGGAAGCUGGAGGACUCAUAUGAAUGCCCUGCAAAGGGUAGUUGAACAGAAUCUAACCACAGCAUUCAUUCUCGAGGAUGAUGUAGACUGGGAUAUUCGCGUACGCCAAAAUCUCCAACGGUUCGCUCUCGCCUCGCGCGUUUUGUCUCAAAACAACGACAUACUCUCGGCACCAAACCUAAAAAGUCAGAUUGAACACCGACAGAAUCCCGAAACCGAAGACACGGCAUUCAAGAUCAUCGACACAAAUAACCUACCAAAACAACUCCCUUCCCUAUCCCUAUCUAAGGCAUCAAAGAAUCCGCAUCUCCGCAACCUAAAGCACAACCCCUCAGGAGCAACAUCACCAUACGGAGACCCCUCAUCAUGGGACAUCCUCUGGCUCGGCCACUGCGGCGCCGGCAUGCCUCGCUCUCCCCAUGCCCCAUCCUCCAAACACGCUCGACCAUCCACAACAGCAGCAAACCUCCUCCUCACACACCCCAACGACCCCACCGUCCCCAUACCCAAACAUCUCAAAGCGCACCCCUUCCAAGGCGGCCCGGACCCCCUCGCAACCGCCUACCCACCCCACACACGCAUCUACCACCGCUCUACAGGCGGCGAGCUCUGCACCGUAGGCUACGCCGUGACCCAGCGGGGCGCGCGCCGCCUACUGCACCAAUUCGGCCUCGCAGGGUGGAACGGCAUCUUUGAUUCUGAGCUGGGACGCUGGUGCGCGGGCUUCGAUCCAGACAUGGGCGCCCAGUUUCCACCUACCAAGCUGGCCCCUGAGACAGAGAGAAAGGGGAGGAAGGAACGCGUUUGCGUCACGAGCCAGCCGCCUAUUUUUGCCCACCAUCAUCCGUUGCAGGGGGAGAGUGAUAUUGGGGGGUUGGGAGGGGGGUAUGCAAGGGCGUAUGAGACCAAGUAUCUGAGGUAUAGUGUUAGGAUGAAUCUGGAGAGGUUGGUGCAGGGGCGUGUAGGAGAGAGAGAGUUGGUGGAUCAGUGGCCUGAUGUCGAGGAGAAUGAAGUGUGAAUUAUAGUUGAGAGUUGAAAGAAAAGUGGAGAAACUCCAUGUCAGAUUCACAUUUGAAGUAAUAGAGUGUUUAUUCAAAGUACUUCUCUCGCUGUGCUGGGUAUACGCAACGGCCCCGUUCUUCCUACGGACCCAAGUCUCAACUACAUCUCCACGCCCUCUAUUCAACAUUCCCUCUCACCUUACUCCAAAGCCACGCGCUACAAAUGACUUCAAGCGCCUACCUCUCUCCUACCUAAAAAUAUGAUUAAGAAUCGAAGCCGAUCCAGCAGAAGGUAUAUCGCAGAAACACUAAACACAACAAGUCAUCCGUCCUUCAUCCUCCCAUAUACCCAAGAUUGAG